Harmonia axyridis is the source of this 843-nucleotide messenger RNA. RefSeq names its product 39S ribosomal protein L21, mitochondrial (gene mRpL21). NCBI's taxonomy places the organism in Eukaryota, Metazoa, Arthropoda, Insecta, Coleoptera, Coccinellidae. The record is from RefSeq and is a predicted model, not a curated record. The transcript has 4 exons. Gene Ontology annotation, biological process: translation. Gene Ontology annotation, molecular function: structural constituent of ribosome; RNA binding. Bases 136 to 756 code for a protein of 206 amino acids. Gene Ontology annotation, cellular component: mitochondrial large ribosomal subunit; ribosome.
CAAUUUAAUUACUCAUCUGUGAACAUAACCCUCAUUAAAGAAGAAAAAAAAAAUUACAAUUUUACAUUCAAUGAAAAAAUUGAUGAUUAUGUUUUAAUACCAGAGACUUAUUCAGAAUAAAUCUAUGUUUAAAAAAUGACAAGUUUACUGAAGAAUUUUCUCCCAAAGUUGAAUUUGAUUUGUUGUAAAAAUCCAUCUAUCUCUAAAUUAAUUCUACCCAGCAUCUCCAAAUUGAAUUUCUAUUCAAAUUUAUCUUUUGUCGACUCUGUUACAUCUUAUGAAAUUGUUGAAGAUGAUAAAACCAAAGAAGCUGAAGAUGAAAUUAUCAAGUCUGGUAUUGUUAAAAAAAUUAAUGAAAAAGUCCUAAAAGAGGAUGAACCAUUAUUUGCAGUUGUUCAUGUGGCAGGAAAACAAUUCAAAAUUACAAGUGGAGAUACUAUAGUUAUAGAGGGUUAUUGGCCACCCGAUGCUGGUGAUAAGUUGACUUUAGAUAAGGUAAUGCUUGUGGGUGGAAAGGAAUUUUCACUUAUUGGAAGGCCAUUGAUUCAGAGGGAUCUGGUACAAAUAGAAGCUACAGUUAUUGAAAAGACAUUAUCCCACACAAAAAUUCAUUUCAGAAAAAAAAGGAGGAAGCAGUAUAAAAGAAUUAAUUUUUACAGAGUGCCCCAAACUAUGGUUCUAAUCAAUAAUAUAAGAUUUGUUGGAGAACUUGAUAAUCCACCUGAGGUAACUGAAGUGCGGAGCAGAACAUUCUAAAUGGGAAUUAGUUCAUUAAAGUGAAGUGAAAUAGAAAUUUAUAAAUCUAUUCCAUUUUUUCGAUGAAAUAUAAUUAUUUAGCAAGAA